Messenger RNA from Prorocentrum cordatum, 3044 nucleotides. The record is from the annotation of a GenBank genome assembly. Lineage: Eukaryota; Dinophyceae; Prorocentrales; Prorocentraceae.
CCCCCAUCGUCGUUUUGGCUUUCCUGGGCCUCCUUACGGCCCCUCGUUGCCGCAGCAGGGUUCGCCUCGAACUCCUGGCCAGAGCGAGGGGUAAGGGCCUCUAACUUCCUCCUCGAUUUCCCCCUUGCUGCCCGCGCUGGGCCUGAGUCAUGGCCCAGGUAUUAUGUUCCGAUCCAGGUGUUUUGGCUGAAGCCUUUGACGCAGCCUGUUUUUUGACUGCCACGCCGUGCCCCAGCCAUGGCGUCGCCUGCCCAGGGGCCGCCCGCGAACCUCGCGCCGGAGGACCCGUUCGGAGCGCUGAGGCGAGAGAACCGAAGGCUGAAGCUGCUGCUCGCAGGCUGCUUCAUGGCAGGAGAGGCCUGCUGAUGGCCGUCCAGCAGCACCGCCUCGGGCCUCCGGGCGGCGCAGGCUCGCGUUCCGAGGCCCUCCGCGCGGCGGGCGAGGCGAGCGGGACUGCCAGGGAGUUCCUCGCGGUGGGCGAGGCCGAGGAUCGGACGCAGCUUCGGUGCAGAUGAGGACUCGGGUCCGAGAGGAGCCCGCUGCCAAAGACGACAUCGAGAUCCCCGAAUUCUUUGACACACGAGACGAGUGGAUUGGUUGCGGGACAUUCGUGGUUGACCAGGGACAAUGCGGCGAUUGUUGGGCGGCAUCAGCAGCAAACACCUUCGGCGACAGGAUCUGCAUCCACCUCCUGGAAGGUGGCGCGCCCGUCACGCUACCACAUGCAGGAGCUCGUGGCGCCGGGGUGGCACAGCGGAUGUUCCAGCAGGCGGGCAACUGCAUCGGCCAGGGGACGAUGGGCAAGGCCCACGAGCACGGCUGCGAGCGCGGGGCUCUCUUUGUCAGCCCGCAGCCGCUGGUCAGCUGCGGCAAUAUGCACAACAGAGACGAGCCCACCUACAAUAAGUACAAUAACGAGAGUGGCUACAGCCCCGGCCACACGCUCUACCCUUCGAGCGUGGGAUGCGAUGGCGGAGAGGCCCAGGAUGCCUGGCGUUUCUUCUACCACGAGGGCCUCACCAUCAUGGACUCCACACAGCAGGGCGGCUGCACGCCGUACACCUCCGGCCUGUGCUCGGGAAAGGACCCCAAGGGGAACGGCUGCCGCCCGUGCGAGUUUUCGCAGUGCGCCGACACCGGCCUUGAGCCAGAGCGCUUCACGGUGAACUCCUUUGGCUGGAUCAUGGAAGAGGACCUCCCAGCGCGCGGCUCGUGGGAUGAUGAUGAGGCUUUUUCGGGCGACGACAGCACGGGCCACUAUCGUCCGCGCUCGCAGCAGGCAGCCAUGGAUCGGCAGGUCCGGAAGAUGCAGAUUGAGAUGAUGACCAACGGCCCGCUCCACACCUGCAUGGACGAUUUCGCCAAUUUCGAUGAUUUCUACAACAAUUACCCCCAGGGCAUCUAUAACAGCACGGAAGGCUCUCCGAACACAGGCGGUCAUUGCAUCGAGCUUGUCGGUUGGGGCACUGAUCAUGCAACGGGCAUGCCGUAUUGGACUUGGAAGAAUUCGUGGGGCCCGAAUUUCGCAAACGGCGGUUUCGCACGCUUCAUCCGUGGCAAGGACCUUGCUGGGAUCGAGAGCGAGGUGUGGGCUGGGUGUCCUACUGGAAGCUUGUGCAAGCUCACGGCAGGGGUGUUUCACAACGAAACAUGGGUGCCCAGGCAUGCGUACCACCCAACAACCAGGCCGUCUUCCACAUCCGCUGCGAGGCCAUCCCGCAGUUGGCCAGGCGGCAGGGAGGUGGAGCUGAAGCGCGCCAAGUUCGAGCAUCCGAUGGUGGCCCCUCUAGUCGUCGCGGCCGUGCGCGCGGCUCGUGGCAACCCGAGCAUGUCCUCCGAGGCCGCCUUGGUAGCGACGCGACGCGUCUGGGCUCGGAGUGUGCGUGGACUGCGGGUGCGCGUGGAGCUCGAGAAUGCCAACGGUAUUGUGAGCCACGGCUACGCCCAUCGCCACAUGGAGGGACAUGUCACUGCUGGGUUUUGAGACUUGGCACGCGGUGCACUUCGGCCGAGUCGUGCUUGAGGCUCUGGCGGCAGGAGGUCUUGCAGUGGCAUAGCACGCUUCGGCACAAGGCCGCCGCCGCUCUGCGCUCGUAGUGCGUCGCUGGCUAGAACCCGUGGCUGUGAUUUUGGCCGUUCCCUCCUGGGCCCCAGGCGCUCACAGGCACGGCGAUCGCUAGUUUUCUAUGUUGAGCUCUUGCGUCGCGCGCCGCCACAGGCUUCGGUUGUUUUACAGGGUCGCUGUCCGUCACGGGUUGGCGAAGCGGCUGAAUACCCAGCGUUUUGAAGCAUUACAGUAGCAAGGCGUACAACAUAGUUCCCAAGUUGGAUGCAUGAAGACGUUCCACAGGGUUGCGAUCUACGGCGCGGUUUGGUGUUGCGGCCCAUACACGUCCGUAUUGGAGCAACCCGAUGUUGCUUGCACUUGUUUGCCGUCAAACGGCAGGUACGAAAGGAUUCCAAUAGUUGGCGUAGCUGUCUCAGUUUCGAUCGCUAGCUCAGUCUUAUCAGUGUUUCUCAUUCAGCGUCUCUGGUGGUAGUCCCAGAUUUUCCGCGCGAAUGGAGGCUCAGGCGUUUGAGCGGGCCGCGCUUGCAAUAACUUGGUGGCCCCACAUGGGGGUUUGCGGAAUCCGUUUUUCCCGCCUCUAUCACUUAUUCAGUUUUGUUUCCUCUCUCUCUCGUUCUCUCUCUCUCUCUCUCUCCCCCUCUCUCUCUCUCUCUUCAGGUGAAGCCUUAGAUAUGAUCGCCACACAUUCGAAUGCAGUGUGAGCUGAUCACAGGCUCGUCGAAUUAUGAUAACAUGCUUCGAGGGUCGCAUGUGCCCACAAGGGCGCGCAUUGCUGGAAGAGGCAACGUGCUUCGAAGGUCGCAUGUUUCCUCGGAUGAACGCAGUAUUCUCUGCGAGUGAGCGGCUAGCUGCGUGCGCACAUAAAAGCCCUGGUCCAUUCAACGCCCAGGGUUUUAUCUUGUAACGGCCUCCUGCCAGUGCCGCCGAUCCAGGGACGCUCUCGAUUCGACCCAUUUUGUGCAAGAGAAGGUAGAAA